This is a messenger RNA of Penaeus indicus, 1872 nucleotides long. Its product is annotated as carboxypeptidase B-like. Bases 1019 to 1687 code for a protein of 222 amino acids. The transcript has a single exon. The record is from RefSeq and is a predicted model, not a curated record. Gene Ontology annotation, biological process: proteolysis. Lineage: Eukaryota; Metazoa; Arthropoda; Malacostraca; Decapoda; Penaeidae. Gene Ontology annotation, molecular function: zinc ion binding; metallocarboxypeptidase activity.
GAGAGAGAGAGAGAGAGAGAGAGAGAGAGAGAGAGAGAGAGAGAGAGAGAGAGAGAGAGAGAGAGAGAGAGAGAAAGAGUGACUUAUGGGGUUAUGGUUGAAAGCAAAAAUCGAGAGAGAAAGAGAAUGCCAGAGGAAGUAAGAGAUUGAAAGAGAAGAGAGAAAAACGCACAGGUAGAGAGACAGGCAAACACUCGACAUCCAGACACACAGACAAGCAAUAGACGACAGAUAAUAAAGAAAGGAAAAAAUGAAAUAGAAAUAACCUAAGCCUUAGGGAACAAUAAGAUGAUAUAUUUUUGUUCAGAAAAAAUUCAGAUAUACCCUUUGUCACCUGCGAUCCAAUGCCGUUUCGCGCUAAACAUGUAUGUAAAAGAAAAUUAUAUGUAUGAAGUAUGAAGGACAAUAUCCAUAAGCAGGGAAACAUAGCUGGCGACCACCUUACUCCCUUCCUUGCUCAGACGGAAAUUAAUAUGUGGACGGGGUUUUUUGACAUCCUAGCACGGGUGUAUUUUGCACCUUCGAGAGCCGUGUUUUUCAGGUUGACUAAUCGAGGUCUUGAAUCCUUUUCCUCUGUUCGUCUUGAGGUGCCUGUGGCUACACUAAUCUGUUUACGUUGAGUGCUCCCCGAGAUUUUUGUGUGCCAUAUGGUCGCUUGCUUGGUCUAGUGGGAAGCUCCAGCCCUGGACGUACCUCCUAAUAUUCGCUGUAUAAAAGUUGAACUUAUACUGUGAUGCGAUCUCUCUCCACACGGCCCAGAUGAUCCUCGACGACACGGUUACAAAACACGACGCAGACACAAUUCCUCGUGAUGAGCCACUAACCGAGUUCUGCACCGCCUCCUUGCUAUCGCCUGACUAACAUUAACAGUUGCAUCAUAUCUGGUGGCAGAUAAAAAUGACACUUUAAGAGCCUUUCACGACGCCCGAGUAAAGCGUGUGCCGUUUCUUCCCCGGCGCAAGGCAUCCACCCGAGGGAGUGGAUCGCUCCGGCCGUGUGCCUCCAGAUCGUCUCCCGGAUGGCCGUCCAGUGCAGCGUCACGCGCGCCUUCGACGUGUACAUCGUGCCUAUGGCCAACCCAGACGGCUACGUGUACACGUGGACGACGAACCGGCUGUGGCGCAAGAACCGGGGCAACGCGGGCGGCCAGUGCGUCGGCGUCGACCUCAACCGCAACUGGGACUACCAGUUCGGCGUCGGCGCCUCCAGCAACACCUGCAGCGAUUUGUACAAGGGCCCGUCCGCCUUCUCCGAGCCCGAGACUCAAGCCCUCAGGGACGUCAUGACAAGCCUGUCGGAAGCCGGGAACCUGGAGCUCGUCAUCGCCGUCCACAGCUACGGCCAAUUGCUGCUGCAUCCCUGGGGUUGGACCACCGAGGAGGCGCCCGACACGCCGGAGAUGGCCGCCCUCGGGGAAAUCUUCGCAAACACCGCCCGCCUUAGCCACGGCACGGUCUACACAGUCAGCAGCGCCUCCUCCGGGCUCUACUUCGCCUCAGGAUCCACCGACGACUGGGCCAAGGGCGUCCUGAACACCAAGUUCGCGUAUACCCUCGAGCUCCGGGACACGGGCGAGUUCGGCUUCAAGCUGCAGGAGAGUCAGAUCCUGCCGACCACCCAGGAGGUCUGGGAAGGCCUCAAGGCCAUGCUGCGCGACAUCACCGGCCAGAAGUAUACGUUCCUGUGACGGGCGCGGCCGCGACUCUCCUGGAGCGGCAGCGGUCGGAAUGCGGGGGGGGGGGGGUCUUGUGCGAAUAAGUGGGUUGUCAGCCAAGUGCCCUCCGCAGCGCCGCGCGGGAGUGGCUGGUGCUUGGUACUCCAGUUAUGAAUCUUUCUCUAUCUCUCUCUCUCUCUCUCUCUCUCUCUCUCUCU